GCCCUGAAGUCACUACAGCCAGACCUGGCACGCCGGGCACUUUAUGCCAUCCGGCUUGGUGAAUAUCUACCACUGCAACACAGCAAUCAGUGUCACAGGAAAAAACGGGAAUCUGUGGCCAGAUGUUUUGGGGCUUCUGGAACGAAUUCGCACAUGGCUUGUCAAGCCAACAGCAAGUACCUUCAAUGCUGCUAUUGCUGCCCAGGGUUGCCAAGACAGCUCGUGGUCAAGGUCAAUAGAUAUCUGGCGGAGCAUGAAAGCUGUGCAAGUUGAACCAGACGUCAUUACUCAAAACAGUCUUGCGGCAAGAUGCAACUCGGAUCGUGAGGGUCAAAGAUGGCAGCUGGCUUUGGAUCUUGCAGGGGGAGAUGUGGUCGGCAUUGGCACGAGAUUGGCAGCCUGUGAGGUUGGAGGCUGCUGGCUGUUGUCGCUGGAACUCUUGAGGACCUUGGCUUCCGAUGUCGUUCUGAAUAGAGUUCUAUGCAAUGCAGUCAUCAGCGUAUGUGCGAGCUGCGGGAAGUGGCAACAUGCAUUGCUUUUGCUGGCAAGCAUGUUUGGCUGGAGUGUUCGAGCUGAUACUGCUGAUUUUAAUGCUGCCAUGAGCGCAGCAGCGAAGUCCGAUGGUUCUCAGUGGGCUUUGGCAUUUUCUAUCCAGGAGAAGCUAGUACAGAGCAGGCUGGUUCCAAGCGAGGUCACGGUCAAUACUGCGAUAGCUGCCAGCGAGCAAGGCGACAAAUGGGAACUUGCACUUCAACUCAAGCAAGGCAUGACAAGGUGGCAGCUUGUUCCGUCUCCAGUUACCUGGGUAGCAUCUGUGAGCUCAACAGCCAGAGAAUGGCCAGUGUCGUUGUCGGUGCUUGAAAUCAUGUGUCAGGAAGAGCCCUUUCCUGGGAACCUGCCUUUCCGUGCUGCUGUGAUAGCUAGUUGGUGCCAUGCCCUGGGUCUGGCGCAGUCGUCGAUCACCAGCUGCAAUGCAGCCAUGACUGCCUGCCGAAACCAGGGUAAGUGGCAGGCAGUUCUGCUACUCUUCCAGCAGACGAGGGGCUUUUGCUUGCAACCUACUGAUGUCACUUUCCUUGCUUCGAUAAGCGGAUGUGAAGCGGCGCCGGUACGGAGUGAUCAGUGGGGAACUGCCAUAUCUUUGCUCUUCUCGAUGUCAUCGAAGCGCCUCCCUGUUGACUCAAGUCAUUUCAAUAGUGCCAUCAGUGCUUGUGAAAAAGCAGGUCAAUGGCAGCUUGCAGUGUUGCUGCUUCAAUGUAUGCGAGAUCUUCGAAUCCAGAAAGACGAGAUCAGUUACAACUCUGUCAUCAGCGCUUUCUCCAAGGGCAGCGAAUGGGAGCUUGCGCUGGCUUUGCUGUUUGCCAUGUCAACUACAGCCACAGUCAUCACCUACAAUGCUGCCAUCACCGCAUGCGAAAAAACCGGAUCUUGGGAAAUGGCUGUCGCGCUGCUGUUUGCUUCUCCUGCAACUGACACUGUUUCUUGGAGUGCUGCCAUCAGUGCCUGUGAGAAGGCAGGUCAGUGGACACAAGCUCUAGAGUUACUUUCUGCAAUGAAAGUGGCGCAAGUAAGAGCAAAUGUGAUUACGUUCAAUGCAUCCAUCAGUGCUUGUGAAAAGGGCCGUGAAUGGCCCGCAGCUCUUUGCAUGCUGGAAGCGAUGCGAGGAGGUGCUACUGUACAGGACCAAAUCAGCUUUAGCGCUGCGGUCAGUGCAUGUGAAAAGACUGGCAAAUGGAGACGAGUCUUGCGAGUUGUCAGAUCUAUGCAGACAGCCACAAGUCUCAAUCAAAUUGUCUACAAUGCGGCGAUAGGAGCCUGUGAAAAAGGUCCUAUCCCUGCGUUUUUCGAUGGUUUUCACAGAUAUACCGAGUCUUCUUCCUUGGUAAUCUGAGCUGCAUGAAAUCUCUGCCGGAACGUUCUGGUGAGCAGAGCCCAAAAA
Molecule: messenger RNA, 1939 nt
Organism: Cladocopium goreaui
Lineage: Eukaryota; Dinophyceae; Suessiales; Symbiodiniaceae
Source: the annotation of a GenBank genome assembly